Molecule: messenger RNA, 858 nt
Organism: Candidozyma haemuli
Lineage: Eukaryota; Fungi; Ascomycota; Pichiomycetes; Serinales; Metschnikowiaceae
Product: iron-sulfur cluster assembly protein
Exons: 1
Coding region: 1-858 (285 amino acids)
Biological process (GO): iron-sulfur cluster assembly
Cellular component (GO): cytosol
Molecular function (GO): ATP binding; 4 iron, 4 sulfur cluster binding; ATP-dependent FeS chaperone activity
Source: RefSeq, a predicted model, not a curated record
AUGGAACAACAAGAACCGCCCAGGUCGUUGGCCUCGGUGAAACAUAUAAUGCUUAUUCUUUCAGGAAAAGGCGGGGUGGGCAAAUCUUCUGUCACUACACAAAUAGCACUAGCGUUGGCCCUCAAGGGUAAGAACGUUGGCGUGCUUGACAUCGAUCUUACAGGACCUUCCUUACCACGCAUGUUUGGUGUUGAAAAAAGACAAGUUCACCAGUCUCGGUCUGGAUGGGUGCCUGUUUCUGUCAAUAGCAAAACUGGCGAGUCAGGAUCGCUCUCGUUGAUGUCACUAGGCUUUCUUUUGAAGCAGAGAGGUGACUCAGUGGUAUGGAGAGGUCCAAAGAAAACGGCAAUGAUCCGUCAGUUUUUGAAAGAUGUUGUCUGGCCUGAUUUGGAUUACCUCCUUAUAGAUACACCUCCAGGUACUUCAGAUGAACAUAUUGCUAUCGCAGAAGAACUACGGUGGGCCCAGCCUGUUGAUGGGGCGGUCAUCGUCACGACCCCACAACAGGUCGCUACUGCUGAUGUUCGAAAAGAGAUAAAUUUCUGCAAAAAGGUAAAAUUCGGUAUUAUUGGAGUUGUGGAGAAUAUGAGCGGUUUCAUUUGCCCUUACUGUGCCGAGUGUACCAAUAUCUUCCUGAGUGGUGGUGGACAGCAGCUUUGCGAGUCCUUACAGAUAGAUUUCUUGGGUUCAGUACCCAUAGACCCCACCUUUGUGGAAAUGAUAGAGAAUCAGGAUACAUCAGAGGCAGAAAAGUCUGAUAAGAAGCUCUUGCAGAUGUAUAAAACUGCAAAUUUGUUCUCUGUGAUGGACGGCAUCGUGGACCAGAUUUUGAGCAAAAACUUGCCUUCAAGAGUUUGA